Salvelinus fontinalis (brook trout) is the source of this 2415-nucleotide messenger RNA. RefSeq names its product aquaporin-9-like. Gene Ontology annotation, biological process: water transport; glycerol transmembrane transport. NCBI's taxonomy places the organism in Eukaryota, Metazoa, Chordata, Actinopteri, Salmoniformes, Salmonidae. Gene Ontology annotation, cellular component: basolateral plasma membrane; plasma membrane. The record is from RefSeq and is a predicted model, not a curated record. Bases 94 to 975 code for a protein of 293 amino acids. The transcript is spliced from 6 exons. Gene Ontology annotation, molecular function: urea transmembrane transporter activity; glycerol channel activity; water channel activity.
GGUUACGUCCUGAACUAUCGGAGAGACGCUCAUGUUCACGCUCACACUCACACUACUCGUCAACUGUCUGUCCUGACAAGACUGAGACAUCAGAUGUCCGCGGGAAACAUGGACCUUGAGAGGAAAAGAAAAAUGAAGGAGCAAUGUGCCCUGAGGAAGGACAUCAUCAAAGAGUUCCUGGCAGAAUUUCUGGGGAUAUUCGUAUUAAUACUCUUUGGAUGUGGCUCGGUGGCCCAGACGGUGCUGAGUAAGGGAGCUCUGGGAGAACCCCUGACCAUCCACAUCGGCUUCACUCUGGGGGUGAUGAUGGCCGUCUACGUGGCUGGGGGAGUUUCAGGGGCUCAUGUGAACCCAGCAGUCUCCCUGGCCAUGGUGGUCCUGGGCAAGCUGCCUAUAAAGAAGUUCCCUGUCUACGUGGCAGCACAGUUCCUGGGUGCCUUCGCUGGAUCUUGUGCUGUCUAUGGGUUGUAUUAUGAUGCCUUAAUGGAACACACAGGAGGAGUUAUGCAAGUUACUGGCAUCAAUGCCACAGCUAAUAUAUGGGCAUCCUACCCUGCCAAGCACAUCUCAGUUCUUGGAGGAUUCGUAGACCAGGUAAUAGGAACAGCUGCCUUGAUCCUGUGCAUUCUGGCCAUUAUUGAUGGGAAGAACAUUGGAGCUCCUAAAGGGAUGGAGCCAUUGUGCAUUGGCCUGAUCAUCAUGGCCAUCGGAGUAUCCAUGGGACUCAACUGUGGCUAUCCCAUCAACCCUGCCAGAGACCUGGGCCCAAGGCUCUUCACUGCUGUGGCCGGAUGGGGCAUGGAGGUGUUCCGUGCUGGAGGCUGCUGGUGGUGGAUCCCAGUAGCGGGGCCCAUGGUGGGAGGAGUGGUGGGGGCCGCCGUUUACUUCCUGUUCAUCGAGCUGCACCAUUCCGAGCCUGAGAAACAGGGGGAGAACAACGUCAAGGACAAAUAUGAGAUGGUCACCCUGAGUUAGACAGAAAGGCCAUGAGCCUCAAUGGUACUGAGGCUUGGCAGCUUCCUACCCCUUUAACCCUCAACAGGCUAAACAUUCACCUCAAUGAGGCCACACUUGACACAACCUUCUCCGCUUGCACUAGAGUCAUUUCCUCUGUCUAAGGGACCUGAGGUCAGGUCAGUCUCUGCACUCUCAUGGACAGGUCCGCUGAAAGAAUGCCAGUUGAGCCAACACAUAAAAAACACAAACACGUAUGUAAUGUUAAAUUCACAAUCACAAGCUGAGAUCUCAGGCAUGUUUACUAGCCCAUGACAUCAUCAACAUCAGGUGUUCAGACUAUCCAUUCUACUCUGAGGAUAGUUCCUGAGUACAGUGAUUUUUAAGAAUUUAUAUUGCAUUUCUUGUAUAGGGCUACUUUUCACUGCAGGAGGAAUUUUCCAAGUUUGAAACCGUCUCAAUAUUUUCUCUUUCAGGCAGAGGCAAUGGUAAAUGUUAUUAACCACAUCAAUGGUAAAUGUUAUUAACCACAUCAAUGGUAAAUGUUAUGAACAACAUAGAAAAUAGCCAGUAACAGUUUCUGUGAUGGAAGGAAGUGUAUAUUUUUUGUCAUGAGCUAGUUUAAUGGUAUGCUCUUUGGAGUGUCUUCCGUCUUCUGCUUCACUUCAUCCAUCUAUUUGUUACAGUUGUGUGAAUCCCUCUGCCUGCUGCGACACACAGCCUCAUCACUGCAUGUGUACUAUAGCUAACACACAUCUAUGUAUUUGUGCUUUGAAAUGCUCAUAGUCUUGUUUCCUAGCUAUUCUUUUUAGAGUGCAGAAGAAACAGCCUUAAUGUGUGUGAAAUGAGCCUCACACCAUUCAGUUUGUACUUGCUCUCUCUCGUGGAGCACAGAACUGUGUAUCGUGACACGGCAUCACUUCUAAAUGAUUUUUAUCUGACUUUUAUUUCCUCUUAUAUAACGUUCCUGCUGUCAUGUGCACACAUUUUCAUAGAAGCAUGAGUAGGGAAGCCUAGUAUCUACAGUACCUAGCAUGGACAUUUUUUAAUAAACAAUAUACUGUAUGAAGAGUCCAAUGAGAGAUAGUUUACCCCCCUGGCCAAUGGCCAUAUGGGAAUGUAUAAAAAUGGUUUGUUAAUACGUUAUUCCUCCAAUGAUGUGACUAGGAUUUAACCACUCAGGAACUCCUACACUAUGACCUAUAGUGAACUGGACAAUAACAGAAUAACAUCAGUACAACUUCCAAGAAUAGAGCCCUUCAACUCAUACAAAAACACUCAAAUGAACCAAGUCCUUCCAUCCUAGUGAUGUUAUUUAGCCAUGGGUGGGCAGAGGAACACUAGUUCCCUAUUCCCAGAAGAGCCCUCACCAAUGGAACACAUAGCAUUUUAUAACCUGUAUGUGGCUUACUACUGAACCAGAUAUAAUUCGUAGGGAAUAAUAAAGCUCUUAAGAAAAGA